AUGGCGUUCGGUGACAUCUCGCUGCAGUUGCUGUCUAUUGGCGACACCUGCGAUCAGGCUGCCCUCCUUCUCGGUUUGGAGGGGGAUUCAGCAGUGUUCCAAAGUCUCUGGCAUCAUGAAACUUUCUUGGUUCAGCGUGGUGUCUUCACAGAUGGCAUCUGGACUUUGUAUGGGAUUGCUUUGGUUGGUUGGUCUUCAGGGCUUCCGGUGUUCAAGUGUACCGAUGCUACUUGUGCCAUUCGCAAACCACACCGGGAUUGCGCUGCGUAUCAGUCUUUGAAUGAAGUCUGUGCGGGCAUUGGUGGUAUGUCAAUCGCCGCCAAAGCCCUCCAGAUGAGCACAGGUUUUUGCUUGGACAAAAGUGAGCUUGCGUGCACGGUGUUAAGGCGAAAUGGACUUGUGGCAGUGCAAGGAGACUUGAACAACCGACAGGAUCGCAUUGCAUUUCAUCAGGCAGCCGGAGACAAGGCCAGCCUGUUGGUGGCAGGCUUCCCGUGCCAGCCCUUUUCAACGCAGGGCGACAGAGCAGGCAUGCUUGAUGCGCGCAGCAGCACGCUGCUGCAGGUACUCCGACUGGCCUGGCACAUGCAAGUUCCGGGUUUAGUCUUGGAGUGUGUAGCUGCAGUGCAGGAUUUCCCAGAAGCCAUGCAGGCCAUUCAGCAACUUGCACUUAAGUUGGACUAUUCCUUCGACCAAGUAGUACUUGAACUCGCGGACCAGUGGCCCUGCAAGCGUAAGCGGUGGUGGGGAGUUCUCCUGCCCAAGCUCGAGCAUCAACUCCACCUUUGUGCCUGGCCUCUUUCUACAGCACAUCCCUGCAUCAAAGAUGUCAUUCCAGAGUGGCCCUGCUGGCCAACAGAGCAGAUCCACGACCUUGAGUGGACGCAGCAGGAAGCAGAGAUGUAUGAAGAUGCACAGUUCGGCACCGACUGCCGCCGAUACGAUGCCAAUGGCGUGGCACCAACGGCAUUGCACAGCUAUGGCUGUGCGCUACGGCCAUGCCCCUGUGGGUGUCGCACGCAGCCUCUUUCCCUGCAGCGGCUGAUGAAUGGAGGCUUCCGUGGAGUAGGUGUGAUUGAUGUCACUACCUCGCAGCUACGAUUUGCACACCCAUCCGAACUAGGCCUGCUCAACACAAUUCCUGUUGACUUCUGCUACGCAGACUCUGCCAGAGAUUCGCUCUGCCUGGUUGGACAAGUUGCGGCGCCGUUGCAAGCACUGUGGGUCUUUGCCCACAUUGCAGUCUGGACACAGGCGAACUACCAAACUCAGGUUGAACUGCAGCCGCUUGCAGCAAUAGCACAGUUCAAGCAAUCGCUGCUGAACCAGCGACAAGAUCUCUGGCUUACCAGAGAUAUGCUGCAAGGUCUCCCUGUUCAGGUGGAACUGGACGGCCAUGCCAGCUUCUUCCCCGCCACUGGGAGGCUGACAGCAGGCCAGCUGUGUGCCGCGGAACAACACCUGCACGGGCCGGGGCACAGGAUUGAAAUGUUCCAAGGUGACAGGCGAUUGCCCAUGCAGGCCUUGCUUCACCCCAAUGAGCCAGGUUAUCGUCUCUCAAUUUCGGCUAAACGGCAGAAGCGCGAGCCGGAACUAGUAGACUGCUACGUCUGCACAGAGACGGAAAUCCUUGUCAAUGCGGUGCCUACCGGCACUCUGCUUGGCCAAUUGCCCUGCCUCUCUGCCAUAGACUGUAGCGUGUUGCACCUGAUGCCAGAACAAACGCCAAUCACAACGGCCUUUCGCAUUGAAGCACCCUGUCUGAUCGAUGCCAGGGAAAUGUGUGCUGUUCCACAGUCCCCAGAAUUCCUUGGCGAUCUUGGCAUUGCUUGCUUAUUGCGUGAGUUCACUGAGCGGACAGCAGCACCAGAUGUACUUAUGCUUGAGCCUCGCUUCGCCUCGCUGCUUUCGCUUUUGGCUUCGGUUGACGGCUACAGCCUCCUUCGGGAUUUGGUGCCAGAGCAUGUCGGCACAGUGGUAGCAGUUGCCGCCUCAAGCGCGCACUGGUAUGUCUUGCUGCUAAGCAAAGAGGACCAGGGUGUUUGUGCCACCAUUCUAGAUCCACUGCCCAACCGCUCGCAUGUAGAGGGUGCCAAGCUUGCACAAGACCUCUGUGAUCAUUGGCACUUGCCGCUCUGCCUGGUUGAGCAAGACUCCUGGAUUGACUGUCCGGUUGUCAAUUGUGGAGCUGCGGCGCUUGCUCAUGUCAUGUUGUUCCUUGGUUUAACUGAGGAGGCGACUCCACAGCUAAUGCAAGAUCUGCGAGACAGGGCAUUUUGGUUUCAAGGCGACCGCGCCUUACAUGUGGGUGCCGGCCUCUCUGACCUGCAAAAGGCCCAGCUUGCCACACUCCUUGCAGAAAGGGGAGUCCCCAAGGAGGUCGCGCCUGCACGGGUAGAUGCCGCUGUUAAGCAGAUUGGAGCCAACAGGCUGGCUGAGGCGCUGCAAGCCCGCAACCCUUGGGCUGUACUCAAGGCCUUGGGUUCGCAGCCCAGCACCAAUUUCAAGUGGGUCAAGUCGGAUGAGCUAGAGCAGCACAUCAAAGAGCGUGCCGGGGCCAAGUUUGGUGCAGACACCUCCUCUGCUAUGGCCAAACGAGGCAAAGCAAGAGGAAAAGGAGCUCCGAAGGUGCCCCCGCAACUUGAGCCGAGCUCACUGCAGCUAGGGGCGAACAUCUUUGUUGAUAGUGAAGGUGAAGCCGUGCCGGUCCUGGCGUUCAAAGAUGUUACCUCGCAUGCCAAGGGCGUUGCUAUCUGUACACCAGCAGAGGCCGCGCCUUACCUCUCCCCCUACCGUUCCAUCAGUGUCGAGCCGCUUGCAAUUGUCACCACCCUGCAACUCCCAGCAGCGCAGCUUGAGGAGGCGCAAACACGCACCAUCCGUUUCCCAGUUCAGUACGUGCCAACAGGUGAGGCCAUCCUCAUGGUGGGCACGCUCAUUCAGCUUGGAGACUGCCCAGUGGAGCUUGCACAGGCGACCAUUGAGGAAGUAGAAGAGGUGCAUACCGGCGUCAUGAAGGUUCAGGUCUAUAGAGAUCAGUUUCCGGGCAGCUGGGAUCAGUUCAUCGGAGCUCCAAUCAAAGCUAUUAUGUUGCAUGAGCCGCUGCUUGUUCUAUGCAAGGGCCAGCGUUGUGGGCCCCAGUGCCAAAAGUACCACCCACCGCUGGAGGAUGCGCCGGAUGCAGUCAUUCUUGACAUCUGGGCCAGGCGCUUUCAGAAUCUAGCGGGUAACAAGUCCGAGGCGGGGAAAGCUGAAGUCUUUCAAGCUUUCAUCCGUGUGCCAGAGGCUGCUGUCGAUUCACUCCAGCAGGUUGAUAAACCCGGGCUCUAUCUGGAGCCCCGCGCACCGCAAGGACAACCGGGGGCACAUCCCGCAUACGAGGUCAUUUGGUUGCCAGGUGCCGACUUCCACACAGCCACGCACGCGCUGCGUACUUGUGACCAUGCGCUGGCCAUCAUCCGGCUCGGCACAAAGUACGGCAUCAGAGUAAGGGAACAAUAUGCAGAGGCCGCCUUCAAGGAGCUUCGGCCCGAUCAUGUCUUUCAGAAAGUACGGGUCCUGCUAAAGCACCGUUUGCAUCCGCUUCCUUUCGGCAUUACGCGUCAAGGUGUUGCGAAGCUGCUUGAACAAUGGCAGUGGCACGCUAGACCGUUGCAACCGUGCCGCGGAGACUCACAAGGAGCAGCCUGGGAAAUUGGUUCCGAGCAACCACCGCCUUCUAUGGCCCUGUCUGUGGGUAGUGGCUUUGCCCUUGCUUGCAAAAUCAAAGACCUUGCGGCGCCCGCCAGCAAGACUGCAGACAUCCUUGCCUCCGCCCGCACCAAGCGUCACAUGGCUGAUGGUGCCUCGACAGCCAGCUCCACGGCCGAUCCGUGGGCCGGUGGAAAUGACCCCUGGUCUCAAUACCGUCAGCUCGGCCCUCCUCCAGGUCUCGAGAAAGUCCAGCCCAGCAUGGAGGUUGAUUCGCAAGAAUCGGCAAAGCCACUAGUUACAAAGAAACUACAGCAAGUUGAGGACAAACUGCGAGCAAACAUGGAGCAGGCAGUGAAAAUGCAGUUUGAACAACACAAAGCAGACUCACAGGAUCAAGCAGAUUCCGAGCAGGAGCGCAGGAUGCAGAAGCUCGAGGUUGGCCUGGCUGAGCUCCAGCAGCAGAACACAAAAUUUGAGGGUUGGUUUCAGUCUUUUGGCACGCAGGUUGACCAGAAUGCGCAGGAGCUGAAAGGCCUCCAGAAUGCGGUGCAGCACCAACAGGCCGAGCUGAUUGCGGUCCAGGAUCAGGUUGCGACCCAAGGUCAGCAGGUUCAGCAGACAGUUGCCCAGGCUGUGCAGGUGCUCCAGCAAGACAUGACAACCCAGCUCUCCACGCAACUGGGUGCACAGCUUGAGCACAUGAAGUUGCUCUUCCGCGGACUGUCUUGUGCUUUCAGCCGCAUCGGAGAAGCUGCCAAUCCAGGGCCAUCGGCCGGUGUCAGGAUUUCAACCACGAAUCCAUCCGGGUUGCGUGGUAAGGAAGCAAUAGUAGUUGAGUUGGGUGCCGGAAUCAGCCUGCUCUCAGAAACCCAGCUGUCAAGUGUCACUCAGCCACCUUGUCGUGCCUCUUUCCGUGCUCUUGGGUGCGAGCAACACAGGGAGGUGCGAACACACUUUGGAUCACCAGCACCGCUGCGCACGCAUAGUGCCUGGGCUGGUGCAUGGACAGGAGUUGCCACUGUUUCGGAUUUCCCGUCCCAGGAUGUCCAGAUCACCUGGCCAGAAGCCGUUUAUGAAUCGGGCCGCGCGCAGAUUGUUCGGCAUGCUGUUGGGGAUUUGCCCUUGAUCUGUGCUAAUGUGUAUGGGUUUGCACGUGGCCAGACGCACGAGGCUGCCCUGCAGCAAACCAACGACCUGCUUGUCCCACUCACCAAGGAGCUAGUUUUGGGCCGUCGAGGGCCCCGCAUCAUUGGAGGCGACUUCAAUCAUGAUGCCGAGUCUCUCCAAUGCACACACAUCUGGAGGAACCAGGGUUGGUGUGAGGCCCAGGAGCUCCGUCUUCAACGAUGGCAAAUCCCCCUCGAGCCAACCUGCAAAGGUGCUACCAGGCGUGACUUUUUGUGGCUGUCGCCAGAAGCCGUUGCAUUGUGCACAGGUGUCAGGGUUGAGCAUCAUUUUGCCGAGCAUGCAACGCUUUCCGCGGAGCUGACAGUUCCAGACAAUGGCCGCUCCAUCACCACGUGGCCUAGACCCCAGGAGCUCCCGUGGCAAGAGAUUGAUGUUGAAGCCUGGCACGCCGCAGAAGUCCACCAUGCGCCAGCUGUCCAGGGCAACCUUACUAACUGGUACGCCCAGUUCUCCAACGCCUGGGAGCGAAGCCUCUCAAGCUUUGUUCCGGGGGCUCCGUCCCAACAACCGCCUAAGACAGCACUCGGCAGGGCUCAACGACUACAGCCGUCAAUUGGCCAAAUUCAGCCGUCUCUCCCGAAGCCAAGCCGGGCAGGCGAAGUUCAGAUGGCUAAUCAACUACUGGGCAGACAGACCAAACAGUGGUUUCAGCAACUCCGACGUCUCCAGUCGUUGAGAGAUGCCCUACGUGCGGCUUCGCAGAACCAUAAUGCCGUUGAAUAUCGUGCCAAUUUGUGGCGCAGUAUUCUGCGAGCCAGUGGCUUUGAGGCCAACUUCUCUCUCUGGUGGAGCCAUCGACCAAUACAGCUGCAAGGUACUCCCACAUGCCUCCCAUCUGCCCCAACCGCAGCACAAGUGGAGCUUAUCUUUCAGGACUUUCAUGCCAACUACAAAACUUUCGAGUCCUGGCAAAUUCGGCAACGCAGCCGAGUGCUGGCAGCAAAGCAUGAGGAAUGCCUCACCAAACUCUACACUGAGUUGCGCCAAGAGAAGCCAGCGCCGCUGGAUACUCUCACCAUUACCCGCACCUACGAGGUCCUGGCGGCAGAUGAGGCAAGCUCACAAUUUGCAGUAGAGGGUCACUUGGACAGUCGUGGCCAUUCAGAGUGGCAGUCCAUGGGGCUGCAGAUCCAUGUUGUGAGCACGGAUGGCCCAGUGGGCACUGUUGAAGGACCUCUCCCAGCACCAGGCUCUGAACUUGAGCAAAAGCAGUUCCUUUACCUUCCAGAGCAUGUUCUUUUUGAACUCGAGAGCCUCUGGCGGCCGCGGUGGUGCAAAGGUGUCCUGCCUUCUUCUUCCGACUGGGAGCGAGUUGCAGCCUUCACUGAGCACUUUUUGCCGCAUGCCAGUUUUCAAAUCCCGCCCAUUUCUGUUCAGAUGUGGAGACGUGCAGUAAGGCGUCUCAAGACCAGAGCAGCCCGAGGCCCGGAUGCCUACUCCAGAGAAGACCUCCUUCAGAUGCCAACUGCCCGUGUCGAGCAGCUGCUCGAAGCACUCAGACUAGUUGAGGCUGGCCAGCCCUGGCCACAGCAGCUCUUGCAUGGUUUUGUCUGCUCUACACAUAAGGGCAAGGGCAGAGAAGGGCCGGAUGCAUACAGGCCAAUUUGUCUGUUCAGCAUUGUGUUCAGGGUGUGGGCUUCCAUCAGAGCCAAACAAGUUCUUGAGCACUUGGAGAAGCACAUGCCGCACGAAGCUUUCGGCUAUCUCCCCGGCCGUGAGGCUGCAGAUCUCUGGUUCUUACUACAGGCACAGAUUGAACGUUGUUUGCAGACCGGGGAGACCAUGGUGGGAUACUGCGGAGACCUGGUCAAGGCAUUCAACGGUCUUCCACGUUUUCCUAUCUUCCGGGCAGCAGCGCAGAUCGGAGUACCUCCGGAGGUGAUGGCCCCGUGGAGUGCUUUCAAUGCCGGGGUUCAGCGACAUUUUCUUGUCAGAAACGUGGUAGGGCAGGCAGUCCCUUCAACUAGCGGUUUAGUAGAAGGGGACCCGAUGUCGGUUGCGGGCAUGACUGUCGCAGACUUCAUGUUUCAUGUGUACAUGCGGCAUUUUGCACCGCAAGUGUGUGCCUCGUCCUACGUGGACAAUCUCAUGGCCACCGCCUUCGAUCUUCUCACUUUGGCUCGGGGCCGCUUCUUUCUAGAAUGCUUCUGGGAUAUGAUGGGGCUGGAGCUUGAUGAAGACAAGGCCUAUCAUUGGGCCCUUCGAGCAGAUGAUCGUCGGAAAAUGCAAAGCCUCGGUCUGCGAGUGCUUCGCCACGAGCGAGAGCUCGGCGGCUUUUUCUCGUUCGGUUCGCAAGCCUUUGUCAAGGACUUGGUCAGCAGGCUGCAGUCGCUGUCGCCGCUAUGGUCCCACCUGGCGCGUAGUGCCGCCCCCGGCUGGCGCAAGUUGCAGGCCCUACCGUCCAAGUUCUGGAGCCGUGCCCUACAUGGAGCAGUUGGCUGUGUUUUCUCUGAAGCACACUUGAAUGCAUUGCGUGCCAAGGCUGCCAGAGCGCUAGGCUACAACAAGGCUGGUUCAAGCUCGCAGCUUGCUCUGUUCCUCUCCUCCACGCCGGAGGCCGAUCCCGGCUACUACAAUGUGUGGCGCACCAUCUCGGACUUCAAGCGCUUGCUGGUUAAAGAUCCGGUGCUAGUCGAACUCUGGCGUUCCUUUGUGUCAGACUUCGAUGGAAGAUUUCGCACAGGGCCAUUCUCCAAGCUCCUGCAGGUGGCGGAUCGCCUUCAUUGGGCUUUCCAUGAUCCUCCUCGUUUUCUGGAUCACUUUGGUGCCACUCAUGACCUCUUGUCACUGUCGUGCUGCAGCCUCAAAUUUCUGGUGAAGGAUGCCUGGGCGCAGCAUGUCUUGGCUGGUCAUGCACAUCGGGAGACCAUGCAGGACAUUCAGACGGUUGAUACGGGCUUGGUUUUCGAGUCACUGAGAGGGCUCAGUUCCUUGGAGGUGAAGUGGCAACGGAACAUCCGUUCCGGAACAGCAAUCACGCCAGCGCAGCAGAGCAAGUUUGAUUUGACGCAGCCAGCCCUGUGCACUCAGUGCAACUGCACUGACAAUGUGGCCCACCGUGUGUUACACUGCCCACGUUUUGCAGAGUGCCGGGUGGACUAUGAAUGGGUCGUGGAGGAAGCCGUCAACCUCCCCAAGGCGUUAGUUUGUCACCUGUUGCCACCGCGUCAUGCCAACUUCGGCCUUCUGAGAAUCAUGCUGGAAAAUCUUCCAGACCUGACCCGCAGCUACCAUGUUGCGAGACCGCCAGUCCAAUAUGUGAAGCUUUUCACGGAUGGUUCUGGGCUCUACCAAGAUUUGCCGGGUCUGGAGCUUGCUGCCUGGGCAGUGCAGUGUCCAGAUAUUGGUGGCCCGCUGGCCAGUGGCCCAGUGUGUGGAGCGGAUCAAUCGGUUCCCCGUGCAGAACUCACAGCGGCUGUCAGCGCCCUGAACUGGGCCGCUCAAGAGCCCGUCAGGGUCGGACUGUGGAGCGACGCUAUGUAUGUGGUGGAGGGUUUGAAGCGCCUGCAGCAAGGUCUUCCAAUCCGGCACACGGCGCAACAUCGUGAACUCUGGGAAGAAGCUGAGAGUUUGGUGCAGCUAUUGGCCGAUCGGCUUACGGUCAACCAUGUCAAGGCUCACGAAGAAUCGGCUGAAGCCCCUGGUCCUUACGAAGCCUGGUGCAUUGAGUGGAACUCGGCCGCGGACACAGCGGCAGGUCUUGCAAACGCCAACCGCCCUCAGGCCUUUCACCAGCUACAUGCCGCACUACUUCAUGACCGCGUGUGUCAAAAAUCCAGACUGCAAGCACUUCAGGGCAUUCACUUCCGUAUCGCCAGCCAGACGAAUCAAGACCGCCUUGUGGUGCGAGAGUCGGAAGAUGUAGAGUUUGAGGAAGCUGUGCUGCAGCCUCCUACAGCUGAGCAAGUGGACGGGUUUAGUGACAAUUUUGCGCCCAACUGGCGCCAAGCAGUCAGGCCUCUCAAAGGGGGGCUGACCCGAGAGGUGAUUGUUGGAAUAAUGGAUUUUGUUGUCGCCAGGGAUGAGGGCGCGACUGACAGGGUUGUUUUCUCUUGGAUCGAGGUUGCGUUCUGGGCCGAGGUUGUGAGGAAGGACAUCCUCGAUCUGACUAGUGUCCGUAGUUUUAGGAAGGUCGCUGACUUGGCAAGGGCCAUGCCACGACCUUAA
Symbiodinium necroappetens is the source of this 9048-nucleotide messenger RNA. Lineage: Eukaryota; Dinophyceae; Suessiales; Symbiodiniaceae. The record is from the annotation of a GenBank genome assembly.